AUGUCAAAUGCCUCCGCCGAAGUUGCUGCAGACUUCAGGGACGCGUUGCAAGAUCUGAAAAUCAAUAGCAGGCCCGAGAUCAGCAACCUAACCAUCAUCGCCAAAGAGAAUACAGAGCACGCACAAGCCAUAUCACACGAAUUGGAGAAUCACAUUCGAACAACUCGGCCGGAAUGGAAACUCCCUGCGCUCUAUGUGCUCGAUUCUAUCGUCAAGAAUGUAGGGACGCCGUACACUGUGUUUCUUGGCCGCAACCUUUAUCGUACCUUCAUGGAUGCAUACAUGGUCAUGGAUCCGGCCAACCGAAGAGCGAUGGAUGGCCUCUUGAAGACCUGGAAACAGCCUGUACCUGAAUCUAUGGAUACGAACCCUGUCUUCUCCCCGGAAGUCACUCGCGAUAUCGAGAACGCCCUUAUCAAGAUUCGCACUGUGACUGUUCAGCAGCAAGCAAUGGCUCAAAGAACACCCCAUGGUCUACCUCCUCGGCCAGCUUCCAACCCUAUGGCCAGUGGUGCGUGGAGGAACACUCCAACUCCUCCCCAGGGCGGGCCCCGGCAUGCAGCUCCGAAUGAUCCUCGAGUCAGACACAACUUCCCAACACCCAACAAUUAUGGGCAGCUGCCAGUUGCUACGCCCCCUUCUCAAGUUCCAACACCGCAGCCGCCAGUCACAUCGAUUGAUCUCGAGAGCCUGAAGGCUGACUUGGCGAAACUGAUUGCAAGCACGAGGGGUGCAUGGGAAGCAACACCAACUGACCUUGCAUUAGCACAAAAGUUGAAAGCUCUUAUGGAUUUGCAGACGGUUUUAAAUACUCAGACCAUUCCCCCUCAGCAACUUCAGGCCAUACGGACUCAAAUCCAGGCACUUUCCCCGCCGCCUCCACCAGUGCAAACUUAUGUUCCCCCUAUUGCAACGACUCCUCAACCAUUUAUACCUUCGCCGCAGCAGGCGGCGCCACCCUCACUCCCUCCAGCAAGCGGCGGGUUUAACCUUGCACAAUUGCUGGCCCAAGCUCGACCACCAGUUGCUCAGACACCCACUCCAACCCAGCCCACCUUGUCUCUCGCGGAUCUCCUGCGCCGUGUAUCAUCACCGGGGCAGAUGUCCUCCACCCCAGUAGCUGCCGCACCCUUUCCGCCUCCGCCGCAUUUUCCACCCGUGCCUCAACCUGUCGCCACUCCCACACCAGCUCCUGCUCCUACUCUAACUCCCACAACUAACCUUGCACAAUUGCUCGCGCAAAUGACCAAAUCUGGAUCGGCGCCGCCUCCUCAGGUACCUCAACUGCCUCAGUUGCCCACGCAGCCACCAGCUGGAAGCUCUGCUCCGGGGGCAACGGACUGGCUAUUGAAUGCUCUCAAAGGAGUACCUCAGAUGGCCACAACAGGCGUUCUGCCACAAUCAACGCCGACCGCAUCAACACCCAUGACACGGCAAGCUUCCGGCAUGACAGCCGUACCAAACUCAGUCGAGUUGACCACGGCGUCGAUGAAGCAACCACGAUUCCACUUGAUAGCCAGACUGUAUGGCGCAAAGCCCAACAUAUGCGCCACUUGUGGGCGCCGCUUUGAGAACAGCGCUGAGGGAAAGGAAAAGAAGGCGCGUCACAUGGACUGGCACUUCCGGGUAAAGGAUCCUGAUGCGACUAAGCGCGGUAUUCACCGUAGCUGGUAUAUCAGCGAGAAGGAAUGGAUCGAAUAUCGUGAAGUCGACGAGAGCGCACCCGAUACCGCAAACUCGGCCAAAGCGGCUGCAGUUACUUUGAAGAAAGACCCGAAAGAGCAGUAUGUGCAUGUGCCCGCUGACGCCGCUCGUGAUGCGCCCUGUCCCAUUUGCCUGGAGAAGUUUGACUCCAAUCUCAAGUGGCACACGGAUGCGAAUGAUUUUGUAUGGAUGGAUGCAGUCAAUGUCAACGGCAAGGUCUAUCAUGCAACUUGCUGGGAUGAGUACAGUAAGGGUGCUGGUAUACCUGCGCCGAGCACCCCAGAUCCGGUGUUGGGGAAGCGCAAAGCCGAUAUUGGGACGCCAGUCUCAGGCAAGAAAGUCCGCGCCUAUUAA
Messenger RNA from Westerdykella ornata, 2058 nucleotides. RefSeq lists its product as uncharacterized. The record is from RefSeq and is a predicted model, not a curated record. Gene Ontology annotation, cellular component: cytoplasm; mRNA cleavage factor complex. Lineage: Eukaryota; Fungi; Ascomycota; Dothideomycetes; Pleosporales; Sporormiaceae. The coding region runs from base 1 to 2058 and encodes 685 amino acids. Gene Ontology annotation, biological process: termination of RNA polymerase II transcription. Gene Ontology annotation, molecular function: mRNA binding; RNA polymerase II complex binding. The transcript has 5 exons.